This is a messenger RNA of Calidris pugnax (ruff), 604 nucleotides long. RefSeq names its product ripply transcriptional repressor 2 (gene RIPPLY2). The record is from RefSeq and is a predicted model, not a curated record. Bases 27 to 473 code for a protein of 148 amino acids. Gene Ontology annotation, biological process: negative regulation of transcription by RNA polymerase II; embryonic pattern specification. The transcript is spliced from 3 exons. NCBI's taxonomy places the organism in Eukaryota, Metazoa, Chordata, Aves, Charadriiformes, Scolopacidae. Gene Ontology annotation, cellular component: nucleus.
AGGAGCCCAUCGGAAAGCGGCGGAGGAUGGAGGGAGGAGGAAGAGGGACGGGGUGCGGAUGCUCCCGCCCGCCCCCGCCGGGAUGCUCGCCCCUCUUCUCCUCCUCCUCCUCUUCUUCCUCCCCGCGUUGCCGGUCGCUUCCCAGCCCGGCCAUAGCGCUCCUACCCUCACCCCGCAGAUCCGCUCCUUUUUGGAGGCCCUGGGUGCCCGCCCCGGGAGAGGGGGACCGGCGGAACGGCACCGGCACCGGCCCCGCCGCGCCCCACGAAGCCUCCCGAAAGCUGGCGCAGUACACGCACCCCGUCCGACUAUUUUGGCCCAAAUCAAGGUGCUAUGAUUACUUGUAUCAGGAAGCUGAAGCACUUCUGAAAAACUUUCCAGUUCAAGCCACAAUUUCCUUUUAUGAAGACUCGGAUAGUGAAGACGAUGAAGAGGAACUGGAACAAGAUUCAAGAACAGAAUCGGAUUGCUGAUGGCAGGAAAGGCCAGCGCAGCUUCUAAGACUUAAUUUAAACUUAAUAUAAAAAUGUAUUAUACUAUUUUUAAAGAUAAUUUAUUUGUAUGUAAGUUAUUCUUAAUAAAAUGGAAAUGUUUUCUAAUUUUA